Messenger RNA from Eleginops maclovinus (Patagonian blennie), 6673 nucleotides. RefSeq names its product zinc finger protein 142 (gene znf142). Gene Ontology annotation, biological process: regulation of gene expression. The transcript is spliced from 8 exons. The record is from RefSeq and is a predicted model, not a curated record. The coding region runs from base 239 to 5392 and encodes 1717 amino acids. Gene Ontology annotation, cellular component: nucleus. NCBI's taxonomy places the organism in Eukaryota, Metazoa, Chordata, Actinopteri, Perciformes, Eleginopidae.
UAGUGUUAAAAUAAUGUUGCACACUAGCUAUUGUGACUUAGAUAAAUAUGACGAUUAAUAACAUAGUUUGUGCAUUUUUCUGUAGCUAUUACCGACCCUAACAGCAUAAUUAGUUGCUCGUUGGAACUAUGACAUGAGCAGAUUGCAACCAAGAGGCUAACAAAUGAUAGCUUAGCUAACGUUAGGUGCGAUGUUAUUACCGUAUUAUUUCCACUUUCUAUCAUCAUAAAGAAAUAAAAUGGCGACCGUGGAAGAUCAUCCAGUUCAUAAAUAUACUCCAUCGAGUAAAAAACAGUUGGGAAACUACAAGUGUUCUCAAUGCAAUGAUGUCUUUUCCAAGCCAGCUGUCUUGAAACGCCAUUUCAAAAGCAUCCACAGUGGUCAACAUGACCCUAAAGGCCCCUUCCCCUGCAAUGAACUAGGUUGCCACUUCAGCAGCACAGAGUGUCAGGAAUAUCAAGCCCACUUGGUAUCCACACAUGGUCUAUCACUUAUUCCAUGCAUAUUCAAGGCUUGCAAAUACUCAUUCCUCACACAGGAGGAGAUGGAGAGACACUCGCUGGGCCACAUGCCCUUUGGCUGCUUUCAGUGUCAGUUUGUAACUCUCAAUGUAAAAGACCUGAGGGACCACCUCUUUGAGCAGUUCCCACCUGACGCUCAAGGUAAGGAUACUUCAGCCACUGCUGUAUGCACUAAAGAAAGCCACAAGUCUCAAAUGUCAAGCAGGCCAAAAAGGAAACUGAUAUCCGACCCAGCUUGUGAAUCAUCAAUACCAGAAGACAGGAAGGAGGAACAGUCUGGGAAGCAAAAGCAAAAUAUUAAAAGAGUGAGAAAAGCAGUGGAAAGAGUCCAACCUUCAGCAGAGGACGCUGCACCACCGCCAUCCAAAGAGUACCUUGCGGAGGGAUCAGAGCGCACCUAUCGCACCAACACCUGCCCCAAGUGUCGUCGCUGUUUCAAGAUGCGCUCCCACCUGCAGGAGCACCUGCAUUUACAUUUUCCUGACCCCAGCCUCCAGUGUCCCACCUGCAAGCGUUACUUCACCAGCAAGAGCAAGCUACGCAUACAUCGACUCCGUGAGGCAGGUGAAAAGCUUCACCAUUGCCACUUGUGUGAAUAUUCUGCAGUGGAGCGGAAUGCAAUCCGGCGCCACCUUGCCAGCAUGCAUGCUGACAAAGCAGAAGGUGUGAGUCACAGCUAUCCCUGCCCCACCUGUAGUCAAAGCUUUCACCAGAGCAGGGUGCUUAAGGCCCACAUGAAGACACACAACAUCCUGUCAGACAGCAAGCCAGGGGCCUGCUUCCAAGAGGGUUGUUCUUUCAAGAGUUCUUCACACAAAGACCUUCUUAAACACUCUGCCGAGGUGCACGGAGUCAAGGUUGUAGAGUGUCGUCAUCACGCCUGCGGUGCAAUCUUUCAAAGUGACCCUGACAUGGAGGCUCAUUAUCGGACGCACCUGGCCUACCACUGCUCACAGUGUGAUUUCUCUUGUUCCAAUAAGAUUGUCUUCCUCCAGCACCAGAGGCACGGUCACCCAGGAAACGACCGGCUUUCCUGUGACUUUUGCUCCUUCGUCACAUUCAACCCCGUGGAGUUUGAGCAGCAUGUUGGACAUUUGCACGCCAACGAGAAGAUCCAUUGCUGCUCCCAGUGCAGCUACGUGACCUCGCACAAAAGGGGCUUGAAGCGACACAUGCUGAUGCACAGUGGUGAGAAGCCCCACAAGUGUAGCCAGUGUGACUUCAGGUGCAGAGAUGAGUCCUACCUCUCUAAACACAUGCUCACUCACUCAGAAGACAAGAACUUUAUGUGCGCUGAAUGUGGAUACGUCACUAAAUGGAAACACUAUCUGAAUGUCCAUAUGAGGAAACACGCUGGAGACCUCAGGUAUCAGUGUGACCAGUGCCCCUACCGUUGUCACCGCAUGGACCAGCUCAAUAGCCACAAAUUACGACAUCAGGCCAAAUCACUCAUGUGUGAGAUCUGUGCUUACGCCUGCAAGCGCAAAUAUGAGCUCCGCAACCACAUGUUGGCCAAACACUCUGGAGAAGAGAAACAGCUGUCCGUCUAUAAGUGCAAAUACUGCACAUACACUACCUGCUACAGACAAGCCCUUCAGAACCAUGAGAACUGCAAACACACCAAGCUGAAAGAGUUCCGCUGUGCCCUCUGCUUCUAUUCCUCUUUCAGUAGCAUCAGCCUCUUCCUGCACAAGAGGAAAGCUCAUGGAUACGUGCCUGGGGACAAAGCAUGGCUGGAGAACUACGCUGCAAAGGAGAAAGAAAGGAAUUCUACCGAGUUCUUGCAGGACUUUUACAAUAAACCCUCAACAGCCAAUGAGCAGUCUGAACAAUCCACCUCUGAAGGACAUCCACCUUCUGAAACAGAACUAUCCGAUCUUCCUAAUUCGGCAGAUCCCAGUGCCUGCAAGGAAUCCAUAGUUGGUAGACAAACUGUGGAUUCUGUGGAUGUUUUUGAUGUUGUCAAUAAAGGUAUUGCAGAUGAUCCUCCAUCUGGGAACGAUCCCGAAGAAUACUGUACUCUUGUUUUAACAACACUCUCAACGGCUGACUAUCAGAACCCCUCUUUGCCAAAUCAGGAAGACAGUUGUGCAAAGAAAACCCCAAGCUUGUCCAAUUUAAACUCCAAUGGCUCUGACACAUCCCAAAAGAAAGCAGGCGUAUGUACAUGUUCCUCAGAGGAAGACAAUAUAGCUAUGGCAGAUGCAGAAUGUGAACAAAGUGACUUAGACGAGAAUGAUACAAGUCAACCAGUAGAACCAGGGGGGUGUCAAACACCUGAAGUGGAGAAUGAAGGUGGACCAUUGAGUUCCACUUAUCCAUCCGAGUCUGCGAUCCGUCUCAAAGCUAUGAAGAAGCACGACAAGGACCAAGCAGAGGCCAUGGUUCUUGAGGGACGGGUACAGAUGCUUGUUGUGCCAACUGAAGACGUUUUUCGUUGCGACAAAUGCUCUUAUGUAACCAGUAAGGACACCGCUUUGAAGUACCACUGCCAAGCUUUGUGUAAUGGUAGGAUAAAGGGACACAAGUGCCAAGCCUGUGGUGCACAGUUUAUACAGAAGCGAGGCCUUGAAAGCCACCUUGCAAAGAAAUGUCCAGCCAUUCCACGAAAAACAAGGACAUUUGUAGGAAAUUCAAGUAAAGAAGAACACAACUCGACUUUAGGCCAGGAAGGAUCCAAACAACCAGAUGAGGAGACAAAUUCCAAUCAUUCAGAGCUUCUAUCUUUACCAAAAAGAACUUCCUCAGAUUCAAACGAUCAGGAAUUCGAUCUGCAAGAACAAGAAGAUUUUACAUCCAGUGAAUCAGGGCAGCAGCAAAGCAAAGUUCAGACGAAUACGCUUUUGAAAGUUAAACUUUCAAACAAGUUUUCUAUCAACAAACAAAGAAAUUUCCAACUGCCAAAGUCCCUUUAUGCUAAAAAAGAUGGGAAAUUUGAAUGCAAGCUGUGCAAUUUUUCAUCAGUCAGGCUUGCAACAGUCAAACGGCACCUCUCAACCUGCAGAAAAAUCUUAAGCAACAGAGUGAGUGAGAUCAUUCCAGAAGUGGAGGAUGAGCGUUCUAGCGAUUCGGUCAAAGGAAAAGAGGACUCGGUGGAAGACUACAAUGGCAGAACUGGGAAAGUUUCUAAGAAACGUCCAAUCUUCUCUUGUCCAUGUUGCCCAUUUAAGUGCAAUCAGAAAAGGGCAUUAGACAGUCAUGAAAAGAGAGGCUGCCUAAGGCCACAUGAAGUCCAAUGUGCCAUGUGUUCAUUUGUAGCCAAAUCUAAAUUGUCCUUGACCCGUCACAUCCUGUUUGCCCAUGACAAAAAGAAGGGUGGUGUUGCUAAACUUUUGCAAUGUGAGCAGUGCACCUUCACCUGUAAACAAGACCGAGGCAUGACACAGCAUGUUGCGCUCAAACACAAAGGCGUACAACCCCACCAAUGCCGGUAUUGUCCUUUUAGCACCACAAGGCGUUAUCGCUUGGAAGAGCACGAGUCUCUCCAUACAGGAAUCGGCCGCCACAGCUGCAAUAUAUGCGACAAGACCUUUGGGGCUGUGACCAAAUUGCGCCAGCACAAGAUGCGCAUCCACGAUAAACAACCGACACACUUCUGCUCACUCUGUGACUUCACUGGCUACACGCUGGACGAUGUAAGGCGUCACAAUCUCAGGUGCCACACGGGGGAGCUUCACCACGCUUGCACUCAUUGUAAUGCUCAGUUUAGUACAGAAGUUGCACUAAGAAACCACUGUAAACGUGCACACCAGCUCCAGGUUAGUUUAGCAUGUAAGCAGUGUCACUACACAUGUGGAAGUGAAGUCGCAUUGAAGACUCACCAAGAGAGCAAUCACCCUCAGGUGAAGUGCAACACCUGUAAGGAGUCUUUUCAAACAAAGGAGAGCCUUGAGAUACAUCAAAGAAGCCACCUCACACAUCAGUGUCAUUUGUGCCCCUUUGCUUCCAAAACAAGGCAGCUGUUGGCACAACACCUUCUGAAAGAACACGAGGACGGAUCUCCGGAGUACAAGCCUCUCAAGUGCAGCUCGUGUCAGUUUGCUUGUCGGCAUCCGUUGGUGUUAGAGCAGCACCUCCGUUCACAUGGAGGCAAGCGCCUUUACAAAUGCACAGACUGCGAGUAUUCAACAAGGAACAAGCAGAAGAUCACGUGGCACAUUCGCAUACACACUGGAGAGAAGCCGUACAGCUGUGAGCAGUGCAGUUAUACCUGUGCUGAUCCAUCUAGGUUAAAGCUUCACAUGCGGGUUCACCAAGAAGAAAAGAAGUACCUUUGUCCAGAGUGCGGCUACAAAUGCAAGUGGGCGACUCAGCUGAAGUACCACAUGACCAAGCACACAGGGGACAAGCCAUAUGCCUGCGAUGAGUGUGACUACCGCACUAACCGAGCGGAUGCUCUCCGUGCCCACCGGGACACACAGCACUGCGACCUGCGCCCUUAUGUCUGUGAGAAAUGUGGCAAAGCUUUCAAGACUAGUUUUAUACUGAAAACCCACCAGCGGCAACACAGUGACGAUCGGUCUUACACAUGCGGCUUGUGCCAGAAGGCCUUCCGGUGGCCAGCAGGUCUCAGACAUCACUACCUCUCACACACCAAUCAGCAGCCUUUCUGCUGCCGCCACUGCUCCUACAGAGCCAAACAGAAGUUCCAGGUGGUUAAGCAUUUGCAGAGGCACCAUCCGGAAAUGCCAGUGGAGCAGGGGGUGGAGAAGGACUCUGGAGCGGUACGCCUAACCAUUAAGGAGGCCAUGAAGGGAACAUUGGAUGAGAGAGCAAAACAAGUGGUGGAGAAGAAAGGAACAACCGAGGGGGAACAGGAAGUAGUUGUUGAGGUUUUGCAGAGGAAGAAACACAGUGAGACAAAAAGCUGAUGAGAGGGCACAAAAGAUGGAGUUGUAAUGUUAGAUUGUGGAUCACUAUCAACAAAAGGAACAGAGACAUAACUGUCGUACUGUAGAGGUCUAAUAAAACACAUCAGUACUAAAGACCGCAUAUAGGAACGUAUUAGACAUGGUCAACGUUACGUCGCCCAUUGUUUUCUGAACUACUGUUUUGAAACCCCAACUUUGACUUUCUCAAUUGUUUUUUCAAGAGUGACCAUAUUUGAAUAAGAGGGUGGAGCUGAGGAGGCAUGUUACAUCUCCCAAGCAGUGGCUCGUCAAUCACAAGGUAGCACCGCCCUAUAACAUUCACUGCCUGUUGUUUAUUUUACUCUAAAUAUGACCCUCAUACAUAUCAUGGUGUACUGAAGAAGACUUAAAAUUAGAGAUUGAGAACAUAAACUUGUCAGGAAAAUGUUUUCGGAGGAAAUAAAUCAAGUGGAAGUAGGGGUCAUUUUCUCAUAGACUUCUAUAAAAUCAAACUUUUUUUGGAUCCAGUUGAGUCACUGGCUGCCAGCCAUUAGAAAUCAUUUUCCGGCUACUUACUAGGCUAACUCCAGUAAGUACAUCAAAUAUCACCUAUUAUGCAAAAUGCACUUUUUCAUGUCUUUUAUACAUUAAUAUGUGUCCCCGGUGUGUAAUGAGACUCAGAAAGUGUCAGAAAAAAAUACAACCAUCUCUCUUUUCCUCCUUACACACAUCUCAGCUCCCAGCUGAUCCAGCUUUGCUGUCGUUAUGACGUAAUAAGGAAAAUGUGGUCUGGCUUUACAUUGACAAUUGGCAACACUGUCCUUGUGGUAAACCGGCGAGAGAAAUAAUGCUUGAUGUGGUUUGGAACAUAAUAUGGUGUUUAAUCAGGGUAGCGUUUAGCUGAGUAUCUGCCGUUAGUCCUUCUGAUACUUCUCUCUUCGCAAAGCUCUCUGUUACCAUGGCGACGCUACAAAGGGGCGUGGCAAGCAGCACCUAGUUCCAUUUAAAGCUACAGACCCCGAAUCAGCACUUUUGUAACAGGGCUGAAAUAGGGGGGUAUGAGGCAUGCUGCAGUGGGUGAUCUGUUUGGUAUUUUGAGCAAAACACUUCAAAGACAAGCUUUGUAUAGAUAUGGCCCUACAAUAUAUUGUUCAAAUACAGCAUAAUAGGGGACCUUUAAGUGAGUGUGUGUAUUGAAAGUAAGUGUAAUGUGGGAAAAAAGAAACCGUCUUUUUAUGAAGUAAUUUGAUAUUUUCUUGUAAUAAAGAAUAUUGUAGAUAUUGUAAAUAAAUGACCUUGAAC